Molecule: messenger RNA, 2780 nt
Organism: Puntigrus tetrazona (Sumatra barb)
Lineage: Eukaryota; Metazoa; Chordata; Actinopteri; Cypriniformes; Cyprinidae
Product: C3a anaphylatoxin chemotactic receptor
Exons: 2
Coding region: 1072-2136 (354 amino acids)
Biological process (GO): complement receptor mediated signaling pathway; inflammatory response; phospholipase C-activating G protein-coupled receptor signaling pathway
Cellular component (GO): plasma membrane
Molecular function (GO): complement component C5a receptor activity; G protein-coupled receptor activity
Source: RefSeq, a predicted model, not a curated record
CCGGAGCCCUUGAUGUACGGUUUGUUAGGAUACGACAACAUCUGGCCAAGAUACAACUAUUUGAAAAUCUGGAAACGGGAGAAAAAUAAUUGUCACAGUUCAAGUUUUCACUCCUGAGAUCCUGUGUUUAAUCCAGGAAUCUAAGUCUACUACCUAUUGGCUUGAUCCUUUACCAAACGUCUGUUGAUCAUCUUUAUUUCCAUUAUUUAUUACAAUCAUUAACUUACUCGUUUGGGGUUCUGUACGUUCCUCUAAAAUCUGCUGCCUUAAAGGGUUUCGAUUUGGAAUUAGCCUGGUUUAUGUUCAUCUCAGUCUCUGGUUGCACUUAGUCCGUUCAAAUUAAACCUAGAAGAUGAAGAUCUUCCACUGCAGGUGUUCCUCAGGGUUCUGUCUUGGGCCCGUUUUUACUUUCAUUCCCACUUAUAUCUAUAUGAAAUAUGGUAUUCAGUUCUCUCCGCGUCUUCUAAAGCCUUUGACCAGAUGUUUAGCAGAAAUCAAAGCUAAACUCAACGGCAAAAAAACCACACAAGCUCCACUUUAACAAAACCUGAUUGUAUUUCCGCGGAUAUGAUGCAUGUUUUUAAGUUGUGCAUGCUAAAUGAAGUUUUGAAAUGUUUAUGGUAAAUAUCUUAAUGGAACAUAAUCUUUACUUAAAAGCCAACGACUUUUGGAAUAAAAGAAAAAUGUAUUGCUGGCCAUUGCUACUAAUAAACCUGCGCUGCUGAUGACUGCUUCUGUGCUGCAGGGACACCCACUGGAAACACCGAAACACACACCAUGUGAGAACACAGAAGAAACGAAUUCUCACAGAAAGUGGUAGAAAUGAGCAAGCCACAGGAGCUUCACUCAAACUAACACAUCUGAAAACUGCUGAGUUGAAUCUUGUGGUUGCGAGAUAAGGAAGUUUGAGUCGGACUGAGCUCGAUGACGCAACGCACAUGUUCACUUCAACACUUAUGACACGGACAGAAAGCAGACAAGCCUCUGCUGGUUUCAGCUCAGUCCUAGUGCAAUCUACACCUGAUUAAUGAGUCCUCACUGCUUUAACAGCAGAGCCCACUAAGAGAAAUCAUGUCUACCCUGGCGCCCAUCACCUCGAAUCAAACCAACUCCACCGCGUUCCCGAACGAGGGCCUGCGCGUGCUGCAGAUGGUGCUGACCGUGGCCAUCUUCGUCGUGGGCGUCUCUCUGAACGCUCUGGUGGUCUGGGCGUUGGGGGUUCGUGUCUGGUGCCGUAACAAAGCACUGUCGAGCGAAACGCAGAGCGCGGACAGCUUCCGGAUCUACGUAGUGAACCUGGCGAUCGCCGACUUGGUGCUGUUAUUACGGACUCCGCUGAUGCUGGCCUACUUGGCGAACAACUUCUCUUGGACCCUAGGGGAGCCCGUGUGCAAGCUGGUGAUUUUUUUGCGAUGCCUGGGAUUGUACGCCAGUGCGUUUUUGCUGUGCGCCGUGGCGGUGGAGCGCUGCUUGUGUCUCCUCAGACCGGUCUGGGCUCGAUUGAGACGCCCUCGCUGGAUCGUGCCCGUGGCCUGCGCAGCGAUAUGGGUGUUGGCGGCGCUUUUCGGCGCUCCUUACAUAACAACAGCUAAAGUCAUUCUCUGGAAUAACCAUGACGCUUGCAUCGAAAGCGAUUUGGGAGUAGGACAAGCUUUAAAUGUGUUGGAGACCGUGACAGGAUUCUUGCUGCCUUUGGUGAUCUUCAUGUCGUGCAACAUCGCAGUGAUUUUUUGCGCAAAGAAAGCUGAGAGCACGGUGUCUUCCCCAACCUCGUCUUCCGGGCCGGGAUACACUUCAAACCGCUUAAACCGUCUCUAUCGCGUACUCUUCCUCACCAUGCUCCUCUUCCUCACUUGCUGGGUGCCGUACUUCACCUGCCGCUUUCUGAGGGCGUUUUCUCACAAUCGGCCCGAGUGGAAGGAGGUCAGGGAGCAGGCGAUCGGCGCGGCGUACGUGGCGCUGUUUCUGGUUUACAUAAAAAGCGCUCUCAACCCCGUCUUGUACGUGUUCGCGGCUCGAGGACUCGGGCGCAAGGUCCGGGCCUCGCUCGUCUCCACCAUCGAGCGCGUCUUCAACGAGGAGCUGUCGGAGUCUUUGCGAAGAAAGUCUUUGCGAAGGAGGGACUCUGAGUUUUAGGAUCGGAGGUUCCGGAUCUGCUUGUGUGACAAACGAUGGACGCUGACUACAAGCAGAAAACACUUCUGACUGAGGCCAAGUUUAUAUUUAGUCAUUUAGCAGAUGCUUUCAUCCAAGCGAGACAAACCAACAACCAGAAUUUCGCAGAAGCCAUUCUGUAACUGAUAUGAUUGUUUCAAUCUCAGAUUUAAUUGCGAUGCAUUGCAUUUUAGGAACUUAACAGCAAAUGCAUUCAAUGUCGUUCCAUCCUGUGACUAAAGCUGGUCAUUUCAGGCUUGAUAUAAAGCAUUAAGAAUGUUCUCAUAUAUAUUCAGUAGAAAUGUGCCCUAUACUCUCAGAGAUAAAGGCACUUUUGUACCCUUUAGAUACUAAUAUGUACAUCGCUUGAAUAAAUUGUGGUACAAAUGUGUGCCUGCUGUCCUGUCUGUUAUUUUUAUCUGAGAGUGUACAUAGAACUUUUUCACCAAGAUUAUUAACAAACAUUAAAAACAAAAGCCUUACUGUAACCGAUGUUAUUGUUUUAAUCUUGGAUUUAUUUGUGACGCACUGCAUUUGCAAUUAAGGCUUUCUUCAUGUUACUAAAGGCCGCUCAUUUUAAAGAAUGUACUUUCGUAUUAUGCAAAAGAAACGUGUUGUACUAAUGA